Messenger RNA from Colletotrichum navitas, 489 nucleotides. RefSeq lists its product as uncharacterized. Lineage: Eukaryota; Fungi; Ascomycota; Sordariomycetes; Glomerellales; Glomerellaceae. The transcript has a single exon. The coding region runs from base 1 to 489 and encodes 162 amino acids. The record is from RefSeq and is a predicted model, not a curated record.
AUGAAUCUCCAACGCCCACCAACCGACGCCGAAUGCGCCUCUUACUACAACGGCCUUCCCAGCCGACCCAGACUCGUAGCGCGGUCUAGCUUAACACCGUUCCCUUUUGAGCGCUUUACACGCUCUGCGAUUGACGACGGUUUGUCGAAUCGGAAAACCCUGGCCGUCGUCGGAGACCAUCCCAUUGUCAGCAAAUGGAACAACGAACCUUCCCUGCUAAGGGGCCAAAUAAUGGAUAUUCUUACCCGGCAUAACGUCGACUGGCACGCGAUUGAUAUCAUCCGCAUAGGAUACGAGGACGAAGACAUGCCUGUCAUUGUCUGGAUCUCGGUCUCGGCGGGUACAACAUGGGAGAUGGGCAACCAAGUUGUCCACGACUGCAGAGAUGCCCUUGUCGAGCACGGGCUUGACGAUGUUCACUGCGAGAUCAAGGAGGCUAGGCUGGUAAAUGUUGUCAGAUGGGGCUCAGCAGCGCAUAUGACGCCUUAG